Molecule: messenger RNA, 1398 nt
Organism: Culex quinquefasciatus (southern house mosquito)
Lineage: Eukaryota; Metazoa; Arthropoda; Insecta; Diptera; Culicidae
Product: protein PAT1 homolog 1-like
Exons: 3
Source: RefSeq, a predicted model, not a curated record
AACAAAAAUAAUAAAAAAUGGAAUUUCAUUUUCAUUUGCCACACCACAAACAUUAAAUUCCCACCGAAUCUGCCAUCACUGGUCGCCACUGUCAUCUUGCUGUCAUCCGUCGUCUCGCCGCUCGCGGGCCGCGUAAACGUCAAACGUCGUCGUCGUCGUCGUCAGAAUUUCGUAGCAUUGCUCCAUCUCAUCGCUAAUUGUUUUUCUUUUUGGUGCGCGCACCCGCGAUUCCCUGUUUGUUUUUCCGUUUUUAAUCCGUGGCCACGCCACCAAAGCUGCCGUGUGGUGUUGUGGGUUGGCGUUCGAAGUGCCAAAAGGUUGUGCGUUGCGGAGGAGGACGGAGUGGCCAUUUGGCGGCGGUUUGUAAACAAAGCGGUUGGGCGACAACUUGGAGCUGGACGAUGAUAACGAGUCGGAGGCGAGGUUGCAGCUGGAUCCGAGCGUGUGGACGAUGCCGAGCAAGCCGGAGACGCCGCGGCCGCAGUUGCCACAUCCGGCGAUGCAGCAGCACCAUCCGCAGAGUUCGUUGAUGGCGGCGAUGCAGCACCAUCAGAGGAUAGGCGGGGGACCAGGUGGCCCCUUUGUCGGUCUUCCGCCCAACUUCCCGCUGCCGAAUCCGGCUCAGAUGCGCAUCUGUUCGGUGGAGGAGAUCGAGCAGAACAUGAUCAAGCAGCAGGCGCAGCACUCGAUGCCGCCGGAGGUUCCCCAGCAGCUGCCGCCGUUUCAUCAUCCGGACAUGGGACUGCCUCGUCCGCCGCCCGGAUUUCCCGGCAUGAUGAAUCACCAGCCGCCGUUGACAAUUCCGGUGAACUUUCCGCCGCCGUUGAACAUGGUUCCCCCGUUGCCACCGUUGCACCUGCUCCAGACGAACGUCCCGCCGCCGUUUCCGAUGAAUGUGCCGCCGCCGAAUUUCCCCGGAGGUGAGAGCCACGCGAAUUUCAACCAACGGCUGGUUCAGGAGAUUCAGCAAAACCAUCCGAUGCUGAACCAGCACCGUCAACACCAGCAACAGGGUCAGAAUCGCUACCAGCAGCAGCACAAUAAUCGGCAGAAUUACCACUAGAACCAGCAGCAGAUGCAGCAUCACCGUGGCAAGCUGAACCGGUCGGGCGAGUACGACGAGUACGCGAACCUGAUGAGCGAACGGGACAAGCAGUGGCUGCUGGCCUUUGUACUUAACGCCCAAUACCCACCUGAUGCCAAACCCAUGUGGACGUUCAUCCAUAAGCAUGCGUAUGGCCUGGUUUUUGACAACGAUACAAAAUACGCCUGCGUUGUAAGCCUCCUUGCAUAUUUAUCUAAACCUCCCGCUAAGUAAUUUCUAUCGUAUUGUAUUUAUUGUGAAGAUUGUGAAUUAUUUAUUUAUUUUUAAUGUGUAAAUUUAUGCUUUGACUGAAU